AUGCGAAAAUACGGCCUGAAAUUUGGAGCUCUUAACUUUUUAUUAAAAAAAUGUAAUGACCACUCCUCAUCUCGUUCCAGGCCCGGCCGCCCGCCAAAAAGAGCCCCGGUCGGACUAAGUUUGGCAGCGUCGCAUCUGCAGCACCACCAACUCAAAAAACAACGCUUGGACAAUGGCGACUACCCCUACGAAAACGGACAUAUGGGUGUUGUAAAUAUUCGAGUAGGAAUGAAAGCGAGUCAUAAAGCAAUGCUAGUCGAUGAUAGCUCGUCGAUAAUUAGACAGCCUGAACGAUUUCUGGUAAUGAAGGUGGCAGACCGUAGGUCAAUGGUGUGCCGCAGGGAGCCUGAUGCUCCCCGUGGCGAACAGCAUCGCAAUCGUAACUGGAGUAACGUCUGUUUCAACAUACGGGACUGGAUCAAGCGAAAAGAUAAGGAGCGAUAA
This is a messenger RNA of Phaedon cochleariae (mustard beetle), 444 nucleotides long. Lineage: Eukaryota; Metazoa; Arthropoda; Insecta; Coleoptera; Chrysomelidae. The record is from the annotation of a GenBank genome assembly.